GGUGCUAAAAACGUUAUUAUAAAGAAUAUGUAUCCCCCUUCUGAAAAUUAUGUUUCAAAUGUUGAGUUAAACCAUUUUUCCUUUGAUUGGUCCUUUCAAGAAACUGAGCUUCCUCCAGGUGUAUCUCAGAGCGAUUAUGCGCCACCCCUUCCUAAUGCGCCGCCUCCGUGCUUACCAAUUUCAACCUCUUUCCAUCAUGGCCAACAGAGCUUUUGCCAACAACCUAAACAACAAAAAACUUCGCGCGGAAAAUACAAUAAACAUAAACGUGGAUCAUUAAAAAAUUGGACUGGUUCUAGGCGACCUAACAACGUUUAUAGCCAUGACGAAUCAUCAGCAGGCGGACAAUUAAACGUCAAUUAUCUAGCAUCGCAAAUGACGUCAUCUGUCAAUUCAGUUCCUUUGCCGUGGCACACGUCAAACGCACCUGAGCGUACGCCACCUUGGCGAUCUCAUAUUUCAACGUCUCUGGACGGAACUGACAAUGGCAUGCCACACGAAGAGUUUGGGAGCCGCCAAGAAUAUUUUCGCUUACCUUUUACUCCAGAAAGUUCAUCCAUAAAUCAUAAUCAAUUCUCACGUCAUUAUAUGUCUCAAUAUGGUUAUCAAUCGACACAUAGGAUUACGGCAAGUCAAUAUGAUCUGCAACGUUCCUUUAACACAUCGUCUUCUCAAAUAGUAAUUGAGAAACCUGCUGCGCCAAAUGCUAGUAAUACUAAAAAUAGUCAAGAACGUAUCGUUAAAGUUGAUGAUACUAAAAAGAAAAUCGUCAAUAAACCAGUUAAUUCUGAUAAGAAGCAACCAGUACUGGUAUUUCCUCGUAGCAAGAAACCAAAAACGGAAGAGACAAAAAAGCACAACCAAAACAAUGUAAUUUGCCAAGUAAAUGCCAAUGACGAACCAUUAAAUCCAAGAACGGGGGUUAACGCCGGUCUUCAACUCUUUAAGAAAAAAACAAACAGUAAAAAAAUAGAAUUUAAACUUGUAAGUAGCAUUGGUCUUUCAAAGCUCAACAUUGAUAAAUGUCGAAUUCGUGAGUCACGCGUUCAGGAUGAUCAUCUUGAAGUGUCUGCUAAGAAAAUUAAAUUAGAUACAAAUAAAAAUACGGAAGCUACACAAGCAGUUCAGAGUACAAAGUCACAAGUGGAUAAAGAAGACAAUGUUUGUUCUAAUACAGUUGAACCUCUGAAACCCACAAUUGAUGAGACACGAGAUGAUGUGAAAAAAAUAAAUUAUGGCGAUUCCAUUUCUCACAAUGAAAAUUCAUUUUGUCAUGAUAGUGAAUUUGAGUGUAAAAAAAUGAAUAUCGACUCGAAUAUCGACUCAGAUAUCGUCAUCGAACCGUGUCAAAUUGCUCAUAAGAAUAUUCCAAUUACAGGUAAUGAAAAGGAGAACGAAGAUGCUAACGCGGCCUCUGAACUUCCUCAGAGUGACGAUCUCAAUAUAAUGGCUGUUGAUACGCAGCUUGGACAUACAGAAUUGAUAGUUGAUGAAUCUGAUGGUUCUAUUAAACCAUUAUUAUCUAAGCAAAAACGUGUUGAAAAAAAGCUAUUGAAUGUGACCAGUAAAGAAGGAAAAGAACGUGAUUCACCAAAGCCGCAACCCAGAUCCAGGCAAAGUUAUGUUCGUAAACAGAAAAUUUCUUGGAUGAAUACAAAGGAUGCAAAAGUCAAUAAAUGCGAAUCGUGUGGUGACAAAUCUAAAGAUUUAGAGACCAUAGGAGCACUUGAGCUAUGUUCAACUUGCGUGCCACUGUUUACUUCUCAGGUAGCUAGAGCAAAAGCAUUUCCACACAAUUUUAAACUAAAUCAAAAAGUGGAGGUACUAAAUAUAGAUAAAGUUUGGUAUCCUGCUAAGAUUGUCAUACUCGAAACUGACGAAGAUUUGUUCUGGCCUUUGGCAC
Dentiscutata heterogama is the source of this 1903-nucleotide messenger RNA. The record is from the annotation of a GenBank genome assembly. NCBI's taxonomy places the organism in Eukaryota, Fungi, Glomeromycota, Glomeromycetes, Diversisporales, Gigasporaceae.